Messenger RNA from Vitis riparia (riverbank grape), 2148 nucleotides. RefSeq lists its product as uncharacterized. Gene Ontology annotation, molecular function: protein binding. Bases 1 to 2148 code for a protein of 715 amino acids. The transcript is spliced from 5 exons. Lineage: Eukaryota; Viridiplantae; Streptophyta; Magnoliopsida; Vitales; Vitaceae. The record is from RefSeq and is a predicted model, not a curated record.
AUGGAAGAUGAAGAUGCCAAUGACGAGCUUAACAGAAAGCUCUACAUCGCUAUGAUGAAUAGAGAUGAGGAAGCGGUGAUCAAAAUUUGUAAAAAUAUUCCAGAAGGACCAUUGCACAUAAUGACUAUACACGAUGACACAGUCCUCCAGAUGGCUACCUACGACAGACAAGCUGAUCUAGUACUCAAAUUACUCGAAGAUUUGCCAGAGGCUCAUCUCAGCAGACUCACUCAUCAAAAUGAUACAGGAAACACUAUACUCCAUGAAGCAGCCACUUCCGACAGCACCCUCCAAGCUGCAAAAGAAAUGAUGGCAAAGGCAUCGCAGUUGCUAAGUUUGACCAACAACCAUGGGGAAACACCUAUUUUUCGAGCAGCAAGGUAUGGGAAAACUAAGAUAUUCAACUUUCUGGCUGGUGAUGUUGACAAAAUCUGUGGCAACAAUCUAGAACGUUAUUUAGACUACUUUCAGAGGACAGAUAAAACCACUAUUCUUCACAUUUCCGUUCUUACUGAGAAUUUUGAAGUAGCUGAGUCGAUUGCAAGAAGAUACAAAUAUUUAAUUAAUCUGAAGGAUGGGGAUGGAAUGACUGCUCUUCAACUUCUGGCAUGCAAUCCAUCAGCAUUUAAAAGUGGAAGCGAACAUGGAUUUCUGAAGCGGCUUCUGUUGUCUUGUGUCUCAACCAAAGAAGAGAGCACCGUGGGAGGAGAAGAUCAAGUGCAACAAGCUGCUUGCAAACCAAUUUCAUUCAUAUCUGAUUUUGUUAAAUCAUGUUGGAGCUUGCCGGCUUUGGAAGCAGUUAGGAAGGAGAAAGCUAGAUAUGAAUCAGCUUUGAAGCUUGCUAAGUUGUUGAUACGAAGAGAUACUUCAUGGAAAGCUACUAAAGCACGACAAAACCGGAGUAAGCCUAAAACACAUAGAUAUAGUCCUUCAACUCCCUCAAUUGAUGAAAAGGGGAGAAGAAAUUCGUCAUUUUCAUUGCUUUCCCCGGGACAUGAAGAGAAAGAAGAAGGCCUCACAGGACGGUCCCAGGAAAGUAGCAAAUCUCCCUUCAAUGAAAGCGGGGGAGAAGGAGAAGUAGAUGGCUCUCCAGAAAACGACAUGACCCCCAUUAUGAGGACCGGUGAAAUUCCAUUGUUUUUGGCCACCAGGUCAGGCAUCCAAGAGAUUGUCAAAGAAAUAUUAGCUGUGCACCCGCAAGCAUUUGAGCACAUUAAUUGCAAAGGGAAGAAUAUAUUGCAUUUUGCAAUCAAGUACCGCCAAAUAGAGAUUUUCAACCUGGUGGUGAAUAAUGAAUUCAUAGCAAGGAAGCUUGUAAGAAAGCUAGAUAAUGAGGGGAAUUCCAUACUGCAUAUGGUUGGUAAAAAAAGAGCAGAUUAUGUUCCUGAAAAGAUACAGAGCCCUGCACUUCAAUUGCAAAAGGAGUUGAUAUUGUUUGAGAGGGUGAAGGAAGUCUCUGCAGCCUAUUUCACUAAGCACAUCAACGAACACAAGCACACUCCUGAGGAAUUAUUUGCUGAAACAUACACUGAACUUCAUAAAAGCGCCACGGAUUGGCUAAAGCGCACCUCUGAAAACUGCACAGUUGUUGCUGCUCUCAUUGCCACUGUUGCAUUUGCUGCAGCCUACACCAUACCAGGAGGGCCUAAUCAAAACACGGGUUUCCCACUCCUUCUCUACCAACCGUUCUUUGUGAUUUUCACCCUGUCUGAUGCAGUUUCACUUACUUUUGCUUUGACCUCCGUGGUUACAUUCCUUUCGAUUCUCACCUCCUCGUUCCGAUUACGAGACUUCAAGAACUCUCUUCCUCAAAAGCUGAUGCUGGGCUUCACAUUCUUAAUCCUCUCAGUGUCAAUGAUGAUGGUGGCAUUUGCUGCAACAAUAGUCCUUAUGAUACAUAAUAAGGAAAGGUGGACAAAAAUUGUGCUGUACUCAGUCGCAUUCCUCCCAGUUACAGUCUUUGCUAUCUCAUAUUCACCACUAUAUUUAUCACUCUUGGAAGCAUGCAAAUAUCCACUGAAGCUUAUAGUAAAGGCUUGCCCUAGGUGCAAUUAUGUUCGUCUCAAACCUUUGAUCACCAGUAUGUUCAAGCAUAAAGAUGCCCAAGCCAAUAGCUCCUCCACUAACCCCCAUAAAUCUCAGGUUUGA